AUCGAUACUUCCAAUAUGACCAUUGACACAGUCACAGUCAUCCCUGCAAACACGAGCAACCACCUCCGUGUGCUCCAAACAAGACAAUUGAUAGUUUACAUUAUGCAAAAUAACAAUGACAAGGCCACCAACCCUCUGAAUAAGUCAACUGACUGGGACUGUAUCCUCGGAUUUUGUGAUCAGCUUAACAAUGACCAAGAAGGUCCUCAGCUUGCCACCAGACUACUGGCCCACAAAAUCCAGUCUCCCCAAGAGUGGGAGGCUAUGCAGGCGCUUAUGGUUCUUGAGAUGUGCAUGAAAAACUGCGGGAAGCGAUUUCACACUGAAGUGGGAAAGUUUCGCUUUCUCAAUGAGCUCAUCAAGGUGGUCUCACCAAAGUAUUUGGGUACCCGAGCUCCAGAGACAGUCAAGAAGAAGGUGCUAGAAAUGGUGUACAGCUGGACAAUGAGCAUGCCAGAUGAGACCAAGAUAGCCGAAGCCUAUCAGAUGCUGAAAAAACAGGGCAUUGUCAAGCUGGAUCCUGUGCUUCCUGAGGACAAGCCCCUCCCACCACCUCCACCCAGAGCCCAAAGUGCCAUCUUCGAGGAUGAGGAGAAAUCCAAGAUGCUGUCUCGCUUAUUGAACAGCACUCACCCCGAAGAUUUAAGAGCAGCAAACAAGCUCAUUAAGGAAAUGGUCCAGGAGGACCAGAAACGUGUGGAGAAGGUAUCAAAGCGAGUAAAUGCCAUCCAGGAGGUGAAGGAAAGCGUCAGCCUGCUGAGCCAGCUGCUGGAGGGCUACAACAAGGAGAGCUGCUCCCAGAGCAACCAGGAGCUCAUUAAAGAUCUCUACCAGCGCUGUGAAAAGAUGAGACCGACACUAUUCCGACUAGCGAGUGAUACAGAGGACAGUGAUGAAGCCCUGGCGGAUAUCUUACAGGCCAACGACAGCCUGACGCAGGUCAUUAAUCUGUACAGACAGCUGGUAAAGGGAGAGGACGUGUCAAAAGACGACAUAACCACAUCUUCACACCCUGCCAGCAGUAGCUCAGCUCUUGUAGAUCUGAUGGGGCUGAACGCAUCAGCUAGCAUAGCAUCAGCCAACCCCGAGCCUUCCACCCUGCAGACCCUGACUCAGAACCUGGGCGUCAGCCUCCUGGAUGAUGAACUCAUGUCGCUGGGCCUGAAUGCGACGGAGAACUGUGACCUCCACAUCGCCCUUCAGGUGCAAUCCUCUGACGGCAAAGAAUCAUCUGCUACAUCGCUCCCUGCUGCAGUGUUGCUACCAGAUGUCCAAACAAUGCAGGCUCCACCAGUAGGGGGCCCCACUGCUCCAAGUAAACCCAUGGAAGAGUUGGAACUGUUGGGGAGGACGUUGUUACAGCAGUCUCUACCUCCAGAGAACCAACAGGUCAAAUGGGAUAAGCUACAACCUCAAUCCAGAGUCACCUUACGAGAUCUGCAGAAGUCCAGUGCCAGCUCUAGACCUGCUCCUAAUGCAACCACCGCUUCCUCUGGUCCUGCUGCUGCCCCUCCAGGUCCCAUGUCCACCCUGGAGAUUCAACCAGAGCAGCCUGACACUCUACUCCUCUCCAACCUCAGUCUCACAGCUGCUGAGAAAGGCUCACUCACUGUUGCUGAUCCCUACGACAACAUUUCUCUAGCUGAGGUUUCUGUGCAACUAGAGUCAGUCAAACCUGGCAGCUUAUUACCAGUUACUGUAUUCGACAAACACAGCCUCCGGGUUUUGUUCACCUUUGCCCAUGACUGUCCUCCCUCCCGGCCCGACGUGCUGGUGGUGAUCAUCUCCAUGCUGUCAUCCGCUCCCAUUCCCGUCACCAACAUCCGUUUUCAGGCAGCAGUACCAAAGGCUAUGAAGGUAAAGCUGCAGCCUCCCUCUAGCACGGAGCUCCCAUCUUUCAAUCCCAUCCUGCCUCCAGCGGCCAUAACACAGAUCCUUCUGUUGGCUAACCCUCAUAAGGAAAAAGUACGUUUACGGUACAAGCUGACCUUCAACCUGGGGGACAAAUCCCAUGAUGAAUCUGGAGAUGUGGACCAGUUCCCUCCUCCAAACACGUGGGGGAACCUUUAGUGGGAACGAUCAACCUGCUGUCAUCUGAUCUGCUGCUGCUUCCUUUAGAUUUUGGUUGAAGUUGUCCCUCGUCGCUGGCUUGAGGCUCGACACUCUCCCUCCUUUACUCAAACUCUGGUUUGAUCACACCAACUGACCAGGGACCAGUUGUGGGAACCAACUUCUAUCUUGUGCCUUCCUGUCCUUUUUCAAUCAUUUCUGUGUUUCUGUGUUUCUACUUUAUUUUUCUGCCUACAAUCAGUUCAACACAAACUUUAGGCAAACUGUCUAUAAAUCGAUCAGUACAGCGAGCUGUGGGGAGAAAGGUUGAGCCUUUUAAAAAUCGAAUGUGUGCAUUGUUUAUUUGAAGAUACGCUGGUGUCAAGCAUUUUUCUGUUUUUUUUAUACCAAACUUCUUAGAGUGUGAGUCAAACUAUUCCCACAUUCAGAGUUAAAGUUUAACAGCCAGGGAGCGAUCAGAGAUGAGGUGCAAAAUAUCUGUCAAUAAUUCAACAUAAGCUGUAAUCGCUUGAAGGGGUGUCUUGAAAUUGAUCACAAAUAUGACCAAUUACUAAAACAGCUGAUGGAUUCAAUUUAUGAUAUGGAAGAAUGAUGACUGAAAUUUGAAGAAUCAACUUGACAAAUUGGCUCAGUGUUGAAUAAGUUCUGUAAAUUUAAAUCAAUUUGCAUUAUGAUUAACUUUUGAGCAAGCUUCCUCCAUGUUACUCCAUGUUUUUUUUUGUCAGAUACAGAGAGGCACUAUGAAACUUCAUUGAAAUAAUGUUCCUUUUAUCCAACGGAGACAGUUCAGAGGAAGAAGAAUGAAAAUGUUCUAACUGGAAAACUACAGGAGAACCAAACUGGUUUGUCCUGGAAGCAUACACGAUGACUUGGUACGCUGUUUUUAAGUGUCGUCUGGGUUUUACAUAUUUGCGUCAUGCUUUGGAAAGAUAUAGUUGGGCAGUGUGAGUUUCUAAGCUGUGACAAAAUAUUUUUUUAUUUUCCACAGCACGUUUUGACUUCUUGAAAAGCACAUGUGUUACACAUAACAUGUAUGAUUACUCCCCUCUCUAAUGUAACAGUUGAGCCAGCACGAACCAUGAAUACAGGACCCUCAAACUGAUGCAGCUAAAUGGAAUCCAGCCAUCAUUCAUCGUGAACACCUGUGCUUCUCUUCACGUCAAAGUGUUCUGUGGAAAAUGACUCCUUUGAAGGAAGGGCACUGAAUCUCUGCCCUAGUUAAAAAAAUGAGAUGUAGUUUUUUUUAUUUCUGCACUUUUCUUUGUCUUAAAGAGAUUUGGACAUUUUGUAUAUUUGACCUUUUUUUUUUCACUCAGGAUUUUAAUUUUUAGAGUUAUACUACACAACUUACACGCACUUGUUUGAAUUGUGCACAUUCACUUUCUUUUUAUUCACUUUACGUUGUCUCUUUUUUCAUUUGCCACCUCUCCUCUGUUCAUCAUUCCAAAGAGUGACAUAUGAAGUCCUGAGGUGACACCGCUGGCAUCCAGUUUGAUUCUACCACAUGUGCCUGGGAUGAAACUUUAGAUAUUUUUGUUAUGUAUAUAUAUAUGUAUACAAAUGAUUUAUUUGAGCUUUGUUUCUGUUAUUCUAUGUUCAGUCCCUUUUCUGAAGGACUAAUUACACAACAUAUGGUGUCAAAGAGCCAUCCUAACAUCUGCGGUCAUUGGGUUGAUUGGAGCAUAAAUGUAUGGUGACUCCAAAGGAUCAGAAACACUAAAAUAAAACGUGAUUUGAGGAAGACUGGUAAUAUGUAGAGAGCUGAUGGAGCUUGGAUGGAAAAUUAUAAGAUACAUAAUAAGAUCCAGUUUAAUAACAGCAGGUGUUAAAUUAUAAAAGGUAAAUAGAACCACAUUAGUAGACAGUCAUCACAUAGUGUAGUAUGUUCUGUCAAUAUGCUUCUUUAUAAAACUGUAAACCAGCUGUUCCAUUGCCAUACAGAUGUGAGCUUGUCUUUAUUUACAGAUAGUUACACAAAUACCUUGUCCAAGACUGGAAGGACAAAAGCAAUAAACACGGAAAAGACAUCUUAGUAACCAUCUUACAAAUCGUCAUGGCUCAAGCAGAUUGUAGAUAUUUAUCAUUUUGCACUUCCAGCGUGAUGUGAUUGUAAACUAUGCAUUAACUUGGCUGUAAAAAGUUUGACCAACCCUU
Molecule: messenger RNA, 4224 nt
Organism: Notolabrus celidotus (New Zealand spotty)
Lineage: Eukaryota; Metazoa; Chordata; Actinopteri; Labriformes; Labridae
Product: ADP-ribosylation factor-binding protein GGA1-like
Exons: 17
Coding region: 16-2070 (684 amino acids)
Biological process (GO): intracellular protein transport; vesicle-mediated transport
Cellular component (GO): trans-Golgi network
Molecular function (GO): ubiquitin binding; small GTPase binding; phosphatidylinositol binding
Source: RefSeq, a predicted model, not a curated record